GCAGAAGUCUUCUCUAUCUGUCGAUUUUGGUUGUUGUCUGGGAUGGUGGCGCCCUGAAGCUGGAAGAGAGCGAAGUGGUGGAUCAAUUCUAUUCCACUUCAAUCGUUAGCAUGGAGGAUCUCCUGGAGUUCCAUGCGGAUUUGCUUUUCCAGCUGAACAGCUAUAUUGACGUUCUGAGAGCUAGGAUGAAACUCAUACGAAGGAUAGCAGAUUACAUGAUGGAGCAUGAUCAUAUAGUCAACCUCGAGGACCAUUCCCUAAACUACUUUCAUCUCGUUCGGCACAUGCACAAGGAUUGGGCACACGUGCUGGAGUUGAUGGAGCAGCCCUUGGGUAAGAGUCAGCUGCUGUUUCUAAAGGAGUCGCGGCCCCACUAUCCCAGUGCCUGGGACUUGGAAGAAGGCUCCUUGGGUAUUCACAGGAUGCAGAAGACAUAUCAGCUGCAGCCCAAGGAUAUGGUCAGAGGCCUGCUCGAUGGCGUUCAUCAUGGGACACGCUUUUCAACCCUCGAGUGUUUCACCGUGGCUCGAGCAAUAUAUAAGAAGCACAGAUACCACGACGCGGUGACUUGGCUGGAAGAGACCCUUAGCCUAUACGAUCAGGCAUCAGAGCAGACAAAAGAGAACUACCAGAUACUUGGAUUUGAUGUCUCCCAAGCGAACAACCUGUACAUCAAAGGCCUCAUGCAUCUAAAUCGCUAUAAGGAUGCUUUGAAAGCCAUUGAUCGGGAUCCCAAACCCUACCUAAGGCGACUUCGCGAUCGAGUAGAGAUGCGGAUGAUGAGCACUAUCGAUCUUCCGCUAGAGAAGCCCAAUCCUCCUCUGACUGGCUUACAGCUCUGCUGUCGUGGGGGCUGUCCGUAUCGGGACAUGCACCGCCUGACCUGUAGCUACAACACCACAGCCGCGCCCUUCCUCCGGCUGGCUCCCUUCAAGACGGAGCUUCUCUCACUCGCCCCCUACAUGGUGCUCUACCACGACGUCAUCACACCGCUGGAGUCGCUGACGCUGAAAAAUCUAUCCAAGCCCCACAUGAAACGUCGGGCCAUGACCUUCAACAAACAGAAGCUGAGGCCUUUAAUCGAUUCGGGACGUACCUCGAACUCUGUGUGGCUCACGUCCCACGAAAAUGCGGUCAUGGAGCGGUUAGAACGAAGAGUCGGAGUCAUGACAAACUUCGAGAUGGAGAACUCGGAGGUAUACCAGCUGAUCAACUACGGGAUCGGAGGCCACUAUAAACCCCACACCGACCACUUUGAGACCCCACAGGCUCUCGAGCAUCGCGGAGGAGGAGACCGAAUAGCCACCGUUCUUUUUUAUCUCAGUGAUGUUCCCCAAGGUGGUGCCACUCUCUUUCCACGUCUAAAUAUCUCUGUUCAACCACGACAAGGUGAUGCUCUUCUCUGGUACAACCUCAACGAUCGAGGACAGGGCGAAAUAGGCACAGUCCAUACUUCUUGUCCCAUAAUCAAGGGAUCUAAGUGGGCCCUGGUCAAAUGGAUAGACGAGCUGUCGCAGCCGUUCCGCAGACCGUGUAAUCGAUAGUACUUCCUUUUAUACCCAUAUCUAAUACAGAAUUCUGUUAGCCACGCUUCGCUUUGACACUAUUCAACGCAGAAUCGCACUCUUA
Messenger RNA from Drosophila persimilis, 1629 nucleotides. Its product is annotated as prolyl 4-hydroxylase subunit alpha-1. The transcript is spliced from 7 exons. Gene Ontology annotation, cellular component: endoplasmic reticulum. NCBI's taxonomy places the organism in Eukaryota, Metazoa, Arthropoda, Insecta, Diptera, Drosophilidae. The record is from RefSeq and is a predicted model, not a curated record. The coding region runs from base 111 to 1544 and encodes 477 amino acids. Gene Ontology annotation, molecular function: L-ascorbic acid binding; iron ion binding; protein binding. Gene Ontology annotation, biological process: peptidyl-proline hydroxylation to 4-hydroxy-L-proline.